UGUAGUAAUCGUGCGACAGAGAAGACACCGCUAUGGAGGCGCGACAGGUGUGGGAAUGUGGUCUGCAAUGCGUGUGCGCUCUUCGCCAAAGCCACGGGCCGGUCAAGACCUCUGAGCCUGAAGACAGACGCAAUCAAAUCACGUCUGAGA
Molecule: messenger RNA, 150 nt
Organism: Microstroma glucosiphilum
Lineage: Eukaryota; Fungi; Basidiomycota; Exobasidiomycetes; Microstromatales; Microstromataceae
Exons: 1
Biological process (GO): positive regulation of transcription by RNA polymerase II; negative regulation of transcription by RNA polymerase II
Molecular function (GO): DNA-binding transcription factor activity, RNA polymerase II-specific; RNA polymerase II cis-regulatory region sequence-specific DNA binding; zinc ion binding
Source: RefSeq, a predicted model, not a curated record